This is a messenger RNA of Microthlaspi erraticum, 417 nucleotides long. The record is from the annotation of a GenBank genome assembly. NCBI's taxonomy places the organism in Eukaryota, Viridiplantae, Streptophyta, Magnoliopsida, Brassicales, Brassicaceae.
AUGGAAGGCAAAACUAUGAUUUUAAGUGUGGUCAUGGUGAUUCUCCUCAUGGCGCAAAUUCAAGGACAAGGAGAGGAACCAAAGGUCUGCUGCCCGAGGGAGAACGCCAGAUAUUUGUAUGAGAAAUGUAAGGAAAGAUCAUCUUGGAGUCAGUGUUUGCCUUUUACUGGAUGUAGAGUAGCUUCUGGAGAUACUUGCCCUCCAGGAUAUCCUUAUGACAUUCUAAAAAAAACUGCUCAAGGUGAUGCUGUCAAUGAAUACUGCAAGUUGGGGUGUGGAUUCUCUGUGUGCGGUGCCUUGACCACUCUUCAGAACUCCGACGCAAGUGAAAUUGUGAGUGACGCGGUUGAACAAUGCACCAAGGCGUGUUCUACUAUAUGCAACAAGGGCUCUCUUGCAGCAGCUAAAAGUGCCUAA